GGAACUUUAUUAGCAUCAAAAUGCCACUUUAAGUCUAUAUGAAAAAGCCAAAAUGGUAAUUAAACAGAUAUCGUUAUACGGAGUUACCUCAACAGAAAAUGUUACAAGUGGGCUUCUGGCGGGGAUGGCGUCAGGGUGAGAGAAAGCAACGUGUGUCAUCCCAGUGGCCUCUGUGUCAUUAUAAGCAAGGAAAGCUCAAGAAGGCGCUGGCUGUCCCUCAGCAUUCAGCUGGACCAUUGGAGGUCCCCAGGCUCUGAGUUUCAUCUCUGCCGCUUGCGGGGUCCCCAGGAGGAGCAUCUGUCUGUAGGAAGGUAGUAUGAGCACACCCAUCUUCUAGAUGAGCAAACAGACCCAGAAAGGUAAUUGGCCCAAGGUCGUGCAGCUAGCAAUAAGAUUGGAACCCUGGCUGUUUGGCAACCAGAUCUGUGCUCCUGAUCAGGAUGAUGACUUUCCUAACUCUUUGACUGGAUUAUCAAUGCCAAGUUCCGUUUUUCAACCUGAGAAAACAUCAGUUAAGGAUAGACAGCAUCACCCUCAGCAUCACUGCCGCCACUGCCGUCACCACCACGCGGGGUACUAGUGUGCACGGGGGCUGCCAUGACAUGGCAUCACCACAGACCGAGCAGCUUGAAUGACAGAAAUGCACUGCCUCACAGUCCCGGAAGCCGGAAGUCCAAAAUCAAGGAAGAAGAUGUUAAAAACCUUCAGCAACUAUCACGGUGAUGGAUCUCUGUCAGGAAAAUGAGGCUGAGUUAGAAAACAGUGAAAACGAUGAGACUCAAAGCCCAGAAAAAACGGAAUUCACCUAUACUUGCCCAGAUGAAAGAAGCGAGAAGAAUCACGUUUGUUGUCUUCUCAACAUCAGCGACAUUACGCUUGAACAAGACGAAAAAGCCCGUGACUUUGUCAUCAGAACUGGAUGGGAAGAAGCCGUACAAGGCUGGGGAAGGACAUCUCCAACCGCCUGCAUCUGGUCCAGGAAGAAGCUUAAAAAGGCGAGGGUGAGAGAAAGUGCCAGCAGCUGCUUACUCUGUGUCAGUCUCUCCCAAGGGAGUUCUGAGGCCGGGCCUCAGUCGGAGGUGGGGAAGCUGGGGUCCGUGGGUCUGGAGAAGGCUCGAGGCAGCCCCUCCCAGACUCAGGGGACCCGCCAAGGCCCCACAACCGCCUCCAGGGAGAUUAGCAAGGUCUGCUUUCCCACUUCCAGUCAGGGAGAGAAAAAAAGUCUGCAAAUAAAGGAGUUUAUUUGGUGCAAGGAAGACUGGGCCACCCCUGAGGCUAUUAGGGGCAAGGGCCCGGGCCAAGGUCCCUCCAUCUCAGACUCCUUGACUUCCAGGGCCCUUUUAGUCCUACCUCCCCUGAAGGCUUCACCCCCAUACGGCUUGGAUGUUCUGGGUAAGAAGAGUAAGAACUUUUUCUUGCAGCCAGAAGAGAAGGUGCUGAGUGUGGAAAAGGAUGAGUGUGUGGCUUGUGCGUGUGGACUGAAAAGGGUUGACGGGAAAGGUGAAAAGAGACCUGUUGAGCUGGCCAAGCACCCUAAGGUCAAUGACACAUUGCCUUUCCCUCCCCGGGCGGCCCCCGCAUCCCUGCUGGCGGAUCACGAGAGGGGCUGCCUGCACUGGUCCCUCCUGCCUGAGAGACACCUGGUGUGCCCUCCCAAUCCCGGCAACGUGCGCUGUCUGGCCACCGUGCAGCUUUUGCAGAAACAGGGGGCGCAAAACUACAAAGCCAAAUUCAAAGCCAGGGAGCCAAGACCUGCCGUGAACACCCAAAAGCUCGUUCUCAUGGAGGCCAAGCAGGAAAACAGGCCCAAAACGUUGGAGACCAAAGUGUUCCCGAAAACUCUCUUGCCCUCCCUCACAGUGAGCAGAGUUGUUAUUCCUGUCUCCACUCACAGACUCCUCUGAGUUGCCACAAUAGAAUUCCCUGGGAAUGACCACUGUUUGAAGUUCAUUCAUCCUCUCCCUGUCUCUCUCCCGCCCCGUCCCAUCCUUCUUUUCUGGCGUACUCUUUCCUCCCACCCUCCCUUCCCGUCCUUUUUUUGGUAGUAGAACCAGGGGAAAUUGAACCUCACUGUAUGGGUUCUGAGUUAUUCUCAAAGCUCCCAUAUGUAUGUGUCACCUGCUUCUGCUGCCUGGCCACUUAUAAAACGCAAACAGGUAAUGCCAUUGUUGCCUCUGCCUGCCUCGUCUCUCUACUCCCCGCUGGAAGCCAUGUGGAUGGCGGGGACUCUGAAGGGCCGUCCCUCAGUGAUGCCCAUGUCAGCCCUGAGCCAACUGGCAGGGGCUCUCUCCUCCCCACCCCAAUGCCUUAAGCUUAGUGUAAGGGCUUGUUUAGACCACAUUAUUUCCUGAUCUUUUGAACCAAGCAGAUAUCGAUUUGUUGCUUCAUUUUCUCUUGCAACAAAGAUCUGGAACAUUGCUUUAAUAGAUAACUCCAGCCUAUGUCCAAAUGAAUAUCCUUGUGUCCAAGGUGUCCUAACCUUACAUCCAUGGAUAUACCAUAUCCACGACAUCCUGCGUGUGCCAGGGUUUCGUAUACUUAUAGCCUCGUGCUAGUCUCCACGUCUGGAACAGUUUUAGCCACAGGUCUAUAAAGUCCAUCUUGGGAAGCAGGUUAAGAAUAAUUUUUUUUUAAAUGUUGCUGUGAUUAUUAUUGCCACCCUUCAAGCUUCCUCCAGCCUUACCUUCGUCUAAUAUUUGGGAACUGUACAACUCCAGACAGACACGGAAUAGGGAUGUUACUUUCUCCCUUCCCCUGUCCUCCUUUUCCCUCAUUUUACCCCAAUGCAUAUUUCCCAAAGUUGUAUAUAAAUUAAGCAUUUGUAAAUGAGUUAUAUUUUAAGUGCCAAGUGACCACGCUAUGUAGAGAAAUGCUCUGAAAAACCAUUUUGUAAUAUGAGUAACCACUUAGCUGCUCUGUAAUUACGUAGUUUGCAUUUGCUUAAGAUAGGUUGUACUUGGAACUCUGGACUUCCUGUCCCCCCACAUGAUGGGUGGACAGAACAUAUGACUGUGUUUGUAAACAUCUGCUUUGGUCUUUGUAAUGUCUCUAGUUUAGGUGUUUUUUUCUUUUUCUGUUUCGUGGUUUUUGCACAACACUGGACAUGCAGAAAUGGUUGUAGUACAGCGGUCAUUAAAAGGUGUAUUUUGCCUACA
Messenger RNA from Neofelis nebulosa (Clouded leopard), 3155 nucleotides. It is a transcript of the gene C17H16orf46, whose product is annotated as chromosome 17 C16orf46 homolog. NCBI's taxonomy places the organism in Eukaryota, Metazoa, Chordata, Mammalia, Carnivora, Felidae. The transcript has 3 exons. Bases 723 to 1904 code for a protein of 393 amino acids. The record is from RefSeq and is a predicted model, not a curated record.